CUCGCCUCGCCCGAUAACCAAGGCGUCACCGCUGCGACAUUUGUGCAGCAUACGCAUCGUCACGCAGCGAAACAGCAGCGCAGCGAUCGCUUCGUGCAGCGCACGAGCGCUUGCCGCAACAGCGACGCACAAACAGCAAAGACCAUGGGCCGCCAGGGCGGCGGCGGCGACAAAAAGGCCCAGCUGUUUGGAGCGAUCCUCAACCAGAAGCUGCCGACGGUGCGCUGGGGUUUGGCCAAUGCCGGAGUGGCCCCCGCGACGAGAGACGACGAGGGCAAGACGACGUUCAUGAUCGCCUGCGCUGCAGGACGGGACAAAUCCCUGGGCGAGAUGAUCCGCUGGUACGAGCGUAGGUUAGCCCAAUUAAGAGAGUGCUUAGAGUUAACGGACGACGACACGGGCGAGACGUGCUUCCACAUGGCCGCGCAGGCGCCGAACGGCCAGAAAUGCGUCUCUCAGCUCCUAGAUGCGUGGUUAAGUGUAGACAAGCAAAGAAAAGAUGCUGGUAUCAAGAAGAAGGACCAUAAGGGAAGAACGGUGUAUGACGUCGCCACGCCAAAGGCCAAAGCGAUCAUCGACGAGUGGAUGGUCGAGCCCGAAACUGAAAGUGAAGAUGAGGAGGAGCUCGUCGAUGGCUUGACGAAGACGCAGCGGUCCAAGCUCAAGAAGCGAGAAUUGGAGGCGAAGGAGCGGGCCGGGAGCGUCAUGCCGCCUCCUCCGCCUUCUCAGGAAGAGGAAGAACAAGGUGUGGAAAGGGGCGAAUUCAAGGAGGGUAGACCUGACGAAACGUGGCCCGAGGUGGGCAAGUGGGCCCAGUCGGUCCGUGACUUGAAACCGAUCUGCGAGUUGACCAUUUCGAGGGAGUCUGAUGAUGACUUACCACUGUUACCUUGUGCCGGGCCAGAUGAACCUCAGACUGUUGUGGAUCCUGCGUUAUAUUGGUGCGACACGGUGAAUCGGUUAUCUCUCAAACUGGGGCCACGAUUAACAUAUCUCUCACCGACUGGCUUGGCCCGCAUGUCGAAUCUAACUCACUUAAUUGUUCCUGGCCACGCGUUGACGGCACUGCCUGAUUCAAUAGGAUCAUUGCCCCUCAAGUCGCUCGACGCUUCUAGAAAUAAGUUGGAAGCGCUUCCAUCAAGUAUGCCUGUCAAAAUCGAGGCCGUCGACGUCUCCGGGAACCAACUUACGUCCAUCCAAUCGUUGGACAAAUGCGUGGACCUCGUAACAUUACAAUUCGACGCGAACCAAGUUACUUCCAUCGAAUUACCGUUUGCAUCGUUCAAACGCUUAGUUACAUUAUCCUGCGGCUCGAACUUGUUGACCGAGCUACCCGACGCCAUCGGCGACGCCGCGAAGCUCGAAGCGUUGACCGUGAACGAGAACAAGGAGUUGACAUCACUACCAGCAACCUUAGCCAAGUGCAAGAAGCUCAAGUCGAUAAAAUGCGACGGCUGUCCCAUCAAGGACAACAAGGUCCUUGGGUAUAUUUCGAAGGGCGAGUACAAACAAUUGGGGAAGUACCUCGAGAAGACGGCGAAGAGCGGUGGGCGGGGCGGCGGGAAGGGUAAGAAGAAGAAAUAG
Molecule: messenger RNA, 1584 nt
Organism: Pelagomonas calceolata
Lineage: Eukaryota; Pelagophyceae; Pelagomonadales; Pelagomonadaceae
Source: the annotation of a GenBank genome assembly